AUGGGAUCACCUCAAAUCCACCAAAAGCUCAGAUUAACAAUGGAGAGUAUAUCUCUUGCAUUGUUCAUCAUUCUCCUCUUCUUCCUCUGCUUCCCCUUCUCAUCAGAUUCCCAGAAGCUCAAUCCAUCAACAAGCUUACUCGGCCAAGAACAAGUCCACGAGGUUACAAGCAAAAACAUAAAAGGAGAAGAUGAAGAUAAAAGCAUCGACAUUUUCCGGUCAGGGAAAGGAGUUCAUGGAGUAGCAGGCGGAAGAGGCGGAGGAGGCCGGAAAGCAUCUCCAAAACGCAACGCCACCACGGAUCACCGGCCACAGUUAUUCUUCUCCGCCGCCUCUGUUCUCUUUACCGGCUUUAUGAUGUUUUCAUUAACUUCUUUCCACAUGUCGAUAAGAUUAACUUGA
Molecule: messenger RNA, 402 nt
Organism: Thlaspi arvense
Lineage: Eukaryota; Viridiplantae; Streptophyta; Magnoliopsida; Brassicales; Brassicaceae
Source: the annotation of a GenBank genome assembly